Molecule: messenger RNA, 1061 nt
Organism: Striga asiatica
Lineage: Eukaryota; Viridiplantae; Streptophyta; Magnoliopsida; Lamiales; Orobanchaceae
Source: the annotation of a GenBank genome assembly
CGUUAAAAGCCCAUUUCCAAAGAAAAUUAGGCCCCAAUUUCCAAAACCCACAUUUCUUCUCUUGCAUAACUGAUCAAUCAAUCAUUUUCGUUAAAAGGGUUUUAGCUACUGCUGAAGAAGAAGAAAAGAAGAAGCAGACGGGUUGAAAUUGCAUAAUGGGAAGAAGAAUACUGAACGAUGCCUUGAGAACCAUCGUCAAUGCCGAAAAGAGACGUUUCGCUACUGCUGAGCUCAAGCCCAUCUCCAAUGUUCUCUCCUCUUUCCUGCAAAUCAUGAAAUACAGAGGUUUUUUGCGUGAAGAAGAUAGACAAUUGAGAGAAAAUGACGUGGAGAUAGUGAGGAAAGAAAAAUGCAUAAGUUACAUCAAGGAUUUUCAAGUGCACGAUCAGCACAGGGUAGGGAGGAUCACUGUGCAGUUGCUGGGUAGAGUUAAUGAUUGUCGGGCUAUCACUUAUAGGCAAGACGUUAAGGCUCAGUACAUCGAGAAUUACAAAACUCGUGCUCUUCCAACACGUCAGGUAUGGUUUGUUUUCCUUCAGUUCUUUACUGUGGGGUUAUGUUGUGAUCACAACACCGAAUGGAGUCCUCGAUCACGAGGAGGCUAUUCGACAAAACGUUGGCGGUCAAGUUCUUGGAUACUUUUACUGAUGGAUUUCUAUUGUUCUAGAGAGAAGAAGCCCGAGUGAGGCAAUCUUCGUUUUGUGUACCUUCUUUUCUAGCUAAGAAAGAUAAGGAACAACUUUAUUACUGUAUGGAGCUCCAUUUGGAGUUAUGCCUGGGAGAAACUUGAUGAUGAUCAACUGCUGCUGACAUGUUCUUUGUUUUUUUAGCCUUUUGCAUCUGUUUGAAGUAUAUAUGAAGUCAGUUUAGUUUUUCCCUGUAAUAAUUCCUUCUUCCCAGGCUUUGGGUUUUCUCAUUAUUCACUCUCGAAGCUAACUCAAGAUAUUCCAUGCUUAAUUUUCUAUUUUGCAGUGUUUGGAAAAUGAAGUUGAGAUUUGAUAUUAUUAUUCUUUUUCAUUUGAAAGAUGAAAAGAAUUGUGGAUUAUUAUUUGUAUGUUAAC